GAAGGUAAACAAACCUGUGAAAUGUAAACAAAGAUCUUCUCAUGACCUUUCUUCUUGUUAUCUUUUUAUAUUAUUCAAUUAUAAAACACAUGAAGGUGUUAAGAGAGUUCAUCCGUUACGAAGAAUUACUGUAUUAUGUAUAAGGUAAUUCCAUGUUCAACUAGAGGAGGGAUUGUAAAAGUUUAAAAUCUAAGGAAGAGAUCACUUGUCAUGGAACGACCUCGGCGAAACAUCAGGCGUCCUGGGGCUCUGACUGACUUCCUGACUGUCAAUGAGUCUGACAGACAGAGCUCAGGGGGGGAAGAAGCUAAAGGAGAAUUCAGCGAACAAGAUGAAGCGAAAGAAUCUGCUGCUUCUGAAGAUGAGGGGAAACUGCUGUUAUCUCCUUAUAAGUGCGGAGAGUGCAAGUCACGUUACCGCAGCAAAGUGGCUCUCCAACGUCAUUUAGUCAAGCACAGUGGUGAAAAGCCAUUUGAGUGCUCUCAGUGUGGCAAGGGGUUGUCUAGUCAGUCAGCACUCACUGAACAUCUGAAUAUCCACACCAACAAUAAACCACACAGGUGUGAUGAAUGUGGUAAAGAGAGUCGCCAACUUAGUGUGCACCUUCGACACCUUCUGACACACCAGCCAAAUCCAGAGCUUAUGUACACGUGCUCAGUGUGUGGAAAGACCUUCAAGCAGAAUGAGUACCUGAGGAAGCACAUGCGAAAACACACCGGAGAGAAGCCAUUUGUAUGCGAAGAAUGUGGCAAAUCCUUUACUUGCAAGAGUGAGCUCAAUCGUCACAGCCAGAGACACUCAUCAGAAAGACCUUACACAUGCUCUGAUUGCGGUCAGAGCUUCAAGAUGCGUCACAACCUCAACAAGCAUCAGAAAGCACACACGGGAACUCAGCAGUGGAAGUGUCUCCUCUGUUCAGCGGUGUUUUCGAAACCUGAAUUACUGCAUGCCCAUAGAAAGACUCACCUUGAGACUGUCCAGCACCUGCAAGUCAUGAGACCCAGUGACAACACCCUGGUCGUCUCUGCUGAGGUGGAUGACCGAAGGAAACUCCCAACAGUACAUAGCCUCCAGCUCCCUAAGAAUAAUGUAGAUGAUGCCGAUUCUGAGAAAGCAAUUAGCAAGAAACUGCUGCGGAUAAAUGAUACCACUCUGCCUUUGGAAUUCAUCUUGAAGAGCGUAGGAAAAGGGAGUGCCAUUAAGAUCAAAAUCAUUGAUAAGCCUGCCCAAGCGAGAACUGCUCCAUAUUUGACAAAUGAGAACAUUGUAGAGUUGAUGGAUGAAGAGGAGCCGGAGCAGAAGGAGAGUGAAGAGGAAAGUGAAGCUCCUGUGGCUGCAGAUUCUACUGUAGAAGAUGGGAUAGAAGAAAGUAUGAACAAGGAAGCAGUAGAAGUUUCGAGUGUCCUCAGCGCAUCGGCAAGUAUAGUGAGCCACUGCCUAUCCAAGCAUUAUAAUCUAGUCAACCCAGGCUGUGAGGACUAUCGGUGCUGGCUGGCGAUGCUCACUUCCCUUUGCCAGCAGUUAGAGCCCCCCUUCGAAUUAGAGGUAUGUAAGCAUUUGAGCCAGAUCAGCAAUGCCCUCCAGCUGUGUCUGAUUCAGAGGCCUGAAGCCGGAGUGGAUCAGCUGUCAUCCCUAGAAUCAGCUGGUCUUCCACGAAAUCUGUUUUGUGCCGACACUUCACAAUAUCAGUUUAUUUAUGAACAGUAUUUGACAAUUUUGAAGUCACUGCAGGAACAUUUUGAUUUUAUUGUUGAUAAGGAUAAGUGAAGUGUAUUUAAAUGAUGUCAUAAAGAUAAUGACUAGUGUAUUUGCAAAUUCGCAUAUACAAAAUUAGCGAUACAUUUUUAGAUGUAGAAAAAGCCUUUUGUGGCUAAUAGAAUAACAAAAAAGGUAAUACAUAUAAGAGUAUCUGAAAUUUUGAUGAUAUUACUAUUUUUAUCUGUGA
Molecule: messenger RNA, 1945 nt
Organism: Penaeus monodon (black tiger shrimp)
Lineage: Eukaryota; Metazoa; Arthropoda; Malacostraca; Decapoda; Penaeidae
Product: zinc finger and BTB domain-containing protein 24-like
Exons: 9
Coding region: 211-1767 (518 amino acids)
Cellular component (GO): nucleus
Source: RefSeq, a predicted model, not a curated record